AUGUGUUGGAGGGGCCUCGACGAGAUGGAGGAGUUUGAGAACCCUUUCAGACCGCUGCCGGUCGAAAUCUGCCACAAGGGAGAUCCUCCUGCAAGGACUUUUAGAGUCAAACUGCGGAGGCGACAAGACGGCUUUGGUUUGAACUUCGAUGCAACAGACAGCGCUGUGCUGUUGGUCGGCUGGGUGCCCGAUGGAGGGGCGGCAUCCCAGUGGAACCAGAAGGCUCAGCAGAAGAUCCAGCCCUAUGAUCGUCUGCUGGAGGUCAAUGGCUCCAAGCUCUUCGACUCCGCAAAGAUGCUGAAGGCCGUUUCUGCGGCCGAUGGUCUGGUCGAGUUCUGUUUCGAGCGACCUCGCCCGCAGGAGUUCACCGUGCAUCCCCGUGGGGAGAAGCUGGGCGUGAUUCUCAAGUUUAGCAAGGUCGUCCCCAGCCUCAUAGUCAAGGCGCUUGAUACGAGCGGCGUGCUCGUGAAGACGAAUGUUGCAGAUGCAGCGGUGCAUCUCAAGCCCCAUGACCGGAUUGUCCAGGUCAAUGGGGAGUCUGGAGACUGCAUAGCCAUGACUCGUCAACUGCUUGAGGAGACCGUCACCUUGAAAUGCUGGCAGUACUCCACGUGA
Symbiodinium natans is the source of this 615-nucleotide messenger RNA. Lineage: Eukaryota; Dinophyceae; Suessiales; Symbiodiniaceae. The record is from the annotation of a GenBank genome assembly.